AUGGGUUUGAUUUGUUUUAAAGAAGACCUAUAAGUUUUAUUUGAUGAUGAUCCAAUAUAACAAUAUAAUCAAAACAAGGAUGAUCAAAAAGUCAUAUCUGAGUUUCCAUAAUAAGAUGAGAAUGAUGUAAAGGUUUCAUUAAAUCACUUCAUUACGCUAUCAGUAUUAACUUUAGUUAAUUUAGGAAUUUAUGAAAGAGUAUAUAUGAUAGAGUAAUGUUAGUUUAACAUAAAACUAAUAUUUAAUUAUAUGCUAUGAAAGAUGUAAUAAACAAAGCUGCUUAUACAUUAAAAUAUAAAAUAAAUAUACAAACAGAACAAAAUGUUCUUGAAAUAACAAAACACAAUUUCAUUACUAAAUUAUACUAUGCUAAAUACACUUAAACUGAAUUAUUUUUGAUUAUUAAAUUGUUUCAAGAGUAAAACUAUCUUAACAUUAUAAAUGAAAAGGCAAAAUGA
Messenger RNA from Paramecium pentaurelia, 458 nucleotides. The record is from the annotation of a GenBank genome assembly. Lineage: Eukaryota; Ciliophora; Oligohymenophorea; Peniculida; Parameciidae.